AUCCAACGUAGCAAGAUGUUGUCAAUAUUCAACUCCAUUCCAACACACAUGGAUUAUAAAGGACAGAAACUGGCGGAGCAGAUCUUCCAAGGAAUCAUACUUGUCUCAGCGGUGAUUGGAUUUGCUUACGGCCUCAUCAUUGAACAGUUUGGGUGGACUGUGUACAUAGUGUUAGGAGGUUUCGCUGUGUCUUGUUUGCUGACCCUGCCCCCCUGGCCCAUGUACAGACAGAACCCCCUCUCCUGGCAGCCAGCCCUACCAGAGACUAUGGGAGAAACCCAGCAAAAGCCUCAGGAGAAUCUGAAGAAGAAGAAGCACAAGUAGCUCAUGAAUGUUUGCCCAAGACACGUUUUGUAACUGAAAGCAACCAUCAUUGUUUGUCUGUACAAUAAAUACUUGUUUGAAGGACCAAGGGAA
This is a messenger RNA of Salmo salar (Atlantic salmon), 417 nucleotides long. It is a transcript of the gene spcs1, whose product is annotated as signal peptidase complex subunit 1 homolog (S. cerevisiae). Gene Ontology annotation, cellular component: membrane; signal peptidase complex. NCBI's taxonomy places the organism in Eukaryota, Metazoa, Chordata, Actinopteri, Salmoniformes, Salmonidae. The record is from RefSeq and is marked provisional. Gene Ontology annotation, biological process: protein targeting to ER.